This is a messenger RNA of Cyprinodon variegatus (sheepshead minnow), 2213 nucleotides long. It is a transcript of the gene xrra1, whose product is annotated as X-ray radiation resistance associated 1. Bases 46 to 1878 code for a protein of 610 amino acids. NCBI's taxonomy places the organism in Eukaryota, Metazoa, Chordata, Actinopteri, Cyprinodontiformes, Cyprinodontidae. Gene Ontology annotation, cellular component: nucleus. The transcript is spliced from 16 exons. Gene Ontology annotation, molecular function: protein binding. The record is from RefSeq and is a predicted model, not a curated record.
AUGUAAGAACAGGCAUGAAAAGUUGUUUGGCGUCGAGAAAACGGGAUGACUUUAGAGCCUGCUGUGUUAAAUGACCGGCAGAGGUUGACUAAAAGGUUAUUUCAAGCCAGGAGAUCACAGAAAGGAAGGGAAGAGGAUGCAGGUCGCUUGUUUAGGGCACAGAGAAAGCAGCAGAGGGAGAACAGGAAAGGUGCAAACAAUGAGGGAAAAGUUGGGACCACAUUAGAUGGACGCCUCUUGCUCCGGUUACACCACAUAGACGAGCCAUCUCAGCUCUGCUCUGUCGUCAUCAGUGACCAGAAACUGAAUUCUGUGGAGCCAGAGGAGCUUAAGGCCUUUACAAACGUAGCCUACAUCAAUGCGUCCGAUAACUUCCUCUCUUUAGGAUUGUUCAGCUGUUUCCCGUCUUUGAGAGAACUUGAUCUGUCUUUAAAUCGAAUCAGCAACAUGGUCUUUGAUGCUGCUGCAUUCCCUCACUUGGAGGUCUUAGAUCUAUCCUACAACAGAUUACCACCUGAGGAUUUACUCCCUCUCGGUCAGAUCCCAUGUCUUAAAACUCUUCAUCUGUCUGGAAAUCGGCUCCAUAGUCUUCCUCCUGGUUUUGAUUCCACUCAAGCGGAUCAGUCUGAUAUGUGUUUUGAUCAGGGAGCCAAACAGUUUGAAGCUCUUGAAGUCCUGAUGCUUGAUGACAACAGAUUGACUUCUAGUGUUUUCUACAGCCUCAGGAACCUUAAGAGGCUGAAGCUUCUAAACCUACAGGGAAACCGUAUUUCUGAAAUACCCCAUUUGGAGAUGCAGGAGAGUCCAAAUCUGGGAAGGCAAAGUGAAGAUGAAGCCCACACAGAGUCUAAAAUCGACCACCGUCUCCAGAUUAUAGACUUCUUUCACUCAGAGAGCGAGGGAGGCUUUAGAGGCUCCAGUCCGUUUCUGCCUGAACUUCAACGCCUCAGUCUAGCUGACAACAAGAUCAUGUCAGAGGAAGCUCUGGUUCCUGCGGCUCUUUUCCCCAAACUUUGCGAAUUAGAUAUUCACUCUAACCCUCUGAUCAAAAAGAAAAGAGGAGACAUACCUUUACUGACCUACUACCUUCAAGAAAAACUUGGAAUAACUAUAAAGAAAAAGAUGGUUAAAGAUGUUCUGAAGUUUCCCCACAGGAUGUCUACUUAUCCAGGAUGGGAGGUUGAAGAAAGCCUCUCAGAGCUGUCACACAGGGCUUUUAUACCGGAUGCAGCGCAUGUGAGACACAGGCAGGGAAUCAGAGGUAGUAGGAGAGAUCGGGGAACAACGCGGUCCGAGGACAAGAAUAAAAAUACAUGUCAGGAAAAAGCAAAACAAUUCUUUAUUACUCAGAUAGAGGGUAAAACUGAGCUCCAGCUGGAUUCUUCUUCUAAUCAGAAGGAAGCUGCACAAAACAAAGAGGGAAAUAGAAUCAUGCCGAAACGACCCACAUGCUACGACAUGAUAAUGGAUGCCAAACCACUUCCCUAUAUCGGAAUUCAAACAGCUGUCUGGAUGCUGGAGCGAACACUAAGGAAGCCGAACAUCUACAGAGACUCCAAACCAAGACUUGAUAGCAUCCAGACACCAUACAGAGAAAUGAAAAAGAGGAUAAAGGACCUGCCACCUCUGAAACCGAUAAAACCACCGACUCAAAGGGUUGAGGAGUUGAUAAAGGAAAUGAAAGAAAGUACAACAGUCAAAGUUGUAGCCUUAGGCACUGCUAUUCACAACAAAGAAGUUAACAGAGCAGAUUAUCAAGAAGCUGUAUGUCUGCUGAGGGAUCUAAAGAAAAAACACAAGAUGGUCUAUGAGAAAACAAUGGAACAAGAAUCCAGGGUUCAGUUUGAAAGACGCAGAGCUGAGCAUCCACCUCUGUAGACGACGUUACUUUGAGUGAAGUGGAAGAAAAUAAAACACUUGUCAAAGACAACAAGUCACGAUGACCUUUCUUUUUUCUAAUACCGGUAAUAAAGACAGAUUCUGCACAGCUUAUAAAGAUCCACAGAACUGAAUGAAAGAAAAAGCCAUGCAGUGGUUCUGCAUCCACAGUAUAAAACUUCAAAUUGAACUCUCAAGCACAAGUGUCUGCAGAUGUGAUUUCAUCUGCAGAAAAUGUAUUUAUCUAAGCUGCCUUUUUGUAAUGUUUUGGGGCAGCUGCUUGCAUCGCGGCUGUGACCACAGUUAAUCCACUAAAUAUGCCUCCUAUACAUUUU